AUUUUGGCCUACAGUGGAAAACUUAGCAAAAAAGCCUGAAUGAAAACCAAAACAAAAAGCGAAAACCCCAUCCCAAAAUUCACAGACUCACACUCUACCUCUCUUUUCCGCUUUACUGCUUCACCUUCCCCAAAGGAGGAGAGAGGGCGAGGGACUGCGCUGCACGUCGGCGCAUAUUCUCGCGGUUAUCUCUCCUUUUCAACCUCCCUAAUCCUUCACAUGGACUGAUUCUUCUUCUGUUGUGUUAAUUUAUCCAUGGGUGGUGACUACAAUAAAUUGGGGUCAACGAAUUGCAGAUAGUGAAGCCACAUUCUGAUUUGGAGUCUCUGCAAUUCGACUGUGCCCUAGAAUUCGUGUGAUUUUGGAUUGCUUUUUUGUGCUUCUGUGUCUCACUCUGGCGGACCUCAGAGGAACUCUAGCGUUCCUGCUGUCGCCGAUUCCUUCCGGCCGUUGCGAUUUCAAAUCGAGGAGGAGAAAGCACAGGUUCUUCCAGAGCGGCCCCAAAAUGCUAUGGAUAAUGAGGUUUUCCGGAUUCUUUUCGGCGGCGAUGGUGAUGAUUGUGCUCUCCCCUUCGUUCCAGUCCUUCCCGCCGGCGGAGGCGAUUCGUUCCUCGCACACCGAUUCGGUGCUCAGAUUCUCCACGCCGACGCAUUCCGGCGACAAAUUCUCCUUCCGCCGCGCGCCGGCGUUCCGCAAUGGCGGGGAGUGCCGUUCGCCGAAGGCGGAGAAUUAUAGCGUCUGCGAUCCGUCGCUUGUCCACGUGGCGAUCACGCUCGACGUCGAGUAUCUGCGCGGCUCCGUCGCCGCCGUUCAUUCGGUUCUUCAGCAUACCAAGUGCCCGGAGAGUGUGUUUUUCCAUUUCCUAGUGCCGGAAAUUGGUUUCCAGAGUCUGGUCCGAUCUACGUUCCCGGAAUUGAAGUUCAAGGUGUAUUACUUCGAUCCGGAGAGAGUGCGGAAUCUCAUCUCCAGCUCCGUCAGGCAAGCGCUCGAACAGCCGCUCAAUUACGCCCGAAAUUACCUUGCAGAUCUGCUUGAAACAUGCGUCACACGAGUGAUCUACCUAGAUUCGGAUCUCGUCGUCGUCGACGACAUUUCGAAGCUCUGGAGCACGAAAUUGGGGCGGAAAACGAUCGGCGCGCCGGAAUACUGCCACGCCAAUUUCACAAAAUACUUCACCUCGCAUUUCUGGUCGAAUAGUCGCUUCUCCGGCGUGUUCUCCGGCCGCAGCCCGUGCUACUUCAACACCGGCGUGAUGGUGAUGGAUCUGGGGAAGUGGAGGCGGUUCGGGUACACGCGCCGCAUAGAGCGGUGGAUGGAGGUGCAGAAGACGAGCGCGAGCCGCAUUUACGAGCUCGGCUCACUGCCGCCGUUCCUGCUGGUGUUCGCCGGACACGUAGCGCCGAUCGAGCACAGGUGGAAUCAGCACGGAUUGGGCGGCGACAACGUGCGCGGCAGCUGCAGGGACCUCCACCCCGGCCCAGUCAGCCUGCUGCACUGGAGCGGCAGCGGUAAGCCGUGGCUUCGGCUCGACUCCAAGCAGCCAUGUCCUCUCGACUCCUUGUGGUCGCCCUACGAUCUGUACGGCCAUUCGACAUAAGAUAUUUUUUUCGUUGCCGCCCACUUUGUAACAGAGCUCUUUCUCCGCCGGUAAAUUCCUUGAGCGACACCUUUUUUUUAUCUUUUUCUCGUUUCUUUGCUACAUUUUCCCAUUUUAUUUCCUUAUUCAAUUAUAAUCUUGGCUUCAAUUCAACCAUUAAUUUCUUAAACAUGUUUUUGUUAGAUGAUUAACUGUUCUGAAUCUGAUCGAUUUGUGUUUUGUUGUAUAUUAUCUACUCGGAUUUUACUCCUUGCGAUGUUACAGUUGUAUUGUAUGGUAGUGUUUACUCCUCUUCCAUUUUAA
Molecule: messenger RNA, 1900 nt
Organism: Salvia splendens (bonfire salvia)
Lineage: Eukaryota; Viridiplantae; Streptophyta; Magnoliopsida; Lamiales; Lamiaceae
Product: probable galacturonosyltransferase-like 7
Exons: 1
Coding region: 506-1597 (363 amino acids)
Cellular component (GO): Golgi apparatus
Molecular function (GO): glycosyltransferase activity
Source: RefSeq, a predicted model, not a curated record